This is a messenger RNA of Hibiscus syriacus, 762 nucleotides long. RefSeq lists its product as uncharacterized. NCBI's taxonomy places the organism in Eukaryota, Viridiplantae, Streptophyta, Magnoliopsida, Malvales, Malvaceae. The transcript has a single exon. The record is from RefSeq and is a predicted model, not a curated record. The coding region runs from base 1 to 663 and encodes 220 amino acids.
AUGGAUUGUUGUUGUUGUUGGCCCAGUGGUAACAUUUGCUUGUUUUUCGAUCUUUGGGUUCUUAUCCAUUUUCUUCACAUUUACUGUCUUGAUCUUCUCAACUGUCUUCUCCUAUUAUCCAAGAACAAGCCGAAGUUGGCGGUGGAAUCAGUCGAAGAGGAUAAUAUUCAUGAAUCUGUGGAGCAAAGCUCGCCUCAAAUGGAAGAUACUUCGGCAUCAAGACAACAGCCUGAAACUGAAAUUAAUAAGGAAAGCGGUUCCUAUGAUAAUCAGAUCCAUGACUACAUAGUCAAAUCACCGGAUGUCUUUUCUGAAAACGAAUGUUUUGAUUAUCAGUUAUCAACCACUGAAGAUUCCGAAGUGGAGUGGCCAUUUCGGAGCAACAUGGAUCGAACGCCGGAUUGGUCGGACGAAGGAUCGAUAUCCGACGAGGAUAGUCUCAUUGAAAUCUCACUUCCUGGAGGACAUUACGUUAAGCACAAAGAAGAUGAGCCAAAUAAUUACAAUACUAUGCAUCAGAAAUUUCCGGAACCCAUUUUCCAGCAACGGAGCUUAAUGGAGCUUCUAGCAGAGUUGAACGACAUGAAUGAAGAGGAAAACCUGAUAGAGAUCGACAUAUCCAUGGGAUCCAUCAAGUGCUCAAGGUUUGAGAUUGAAGCUUAAUUAAGAUGAUAAUAUUUUACAUUUCUAUCUCCAAAUGUUCCUACUUCUUUUCUUUUUUGAUCCAUCUGGAUUUGGUGUAACUUUGUUUUACGAGUUUAG